Aspergillus welwitschiae is the source of this 849-nucleotide messenger RNA. RefSeq lists its product as uncharacterized. The record is from RefSeq and is a predicted model, not a curated record. NCBI's taxonomy places the organism in Eukaryota, Fungi, Ascomycota, Eurotiomycetes, Eurotiales, Aspergillaceae. Bases 1 to 849 code for a protein of 282 amino acids. The transcript has 2 exons.
AUGUGGAAACCAGUGGACCUUCCCUUCCAGAACUCCGAGCCUCUGCCUCCACUACCUACAACAGAUGAAAUCCGCGCUUGCACCAAUGCGCUCUGGGAGACUAUGGCAUCCAAGGUUGUAAAUACCUGGGAAGGUCAGGCAUUGAUUUACCUGGAACGACAUGUCCCCGAAGUCCCAGCCCCUCGACUAUACGCGAUGUACUAUGAGGGCAAACAACUCUUCUUGGACAUGCAACGCAUUCCCGGCGUACAGCUGAAUACCAUCUGGCCAUCAUUGACCUCAUCCGAGAAGGAUGGUAUCAUAGCAAAACUCCAAUCGAUAUUCGAUGCUAUGCGAAAAGCCGAGUGCCCAUGGCCCGACUUUUUCGGGGGUAUGGACGGCGGUGGCGUACAUCACUACCUAUUCUAUAGCCAACAUGGCGACCACAAGUUUCUAGGGCCUUUCACUGGUGAACCUGCCUUCGUCGCAGGCCUUGUAGGUAAUUAUAGGGCCUUAGUCGAGCGCAAUAAUCAUCCAGACUACAAAGCCCGCUUUUAUGAAAAAUAUCUCGUUCGCGUCCUUCAAGGUCAUCGGCCUACAUUAACGCAUGGAGACGUUCAGCAGAAGAACAUCAUGCUUGUGGAGAACAAAACUUGCCGAACUGAUCAAGGUGGGCGGUCAUUUGACGUCGUACUGGUUGACUGGGAGAGUGCCGGGUGGUUUCCUGACUUUUGGGAAUUCUUUUGUGCAUCGUGUCCCUUUAUAUUUGAUUGGAAUGAAGACUGGUCAUGGCGAGUUCAGGAGUUUGUUCAAGUGUGGCCUGCUGAGGUGGCUAUUCUGCAAUUGAUUGAUAGAGAUUUAGGCUGGUGA